AUGGAGGAUUUUGAGAACAACACCAUGAAGGUAUAUGAUAACAACAGCAUACAGGGUUACAAGAGAUACAUCAAUUAUAUCUUCUUAAUUUGGAGAGCAUCAGAGGAGGAACAUGACACAUGGGUAUCUGAAUUGAACGGCUUGUCCACCCCUAUUAAGUUCAAGACCAAUAAAAGCCUGGCAGAAAUAGACUUUCUGGACCUUAGGAUCUUUAAAGACAACACUAGUCUUGCUACUACACUGUUUCAGAAACCCAUGGACAGAAACUCCAUACUGCUGGAUCAUUUAAAGAAUAUUUUCAGCAACUGUCCUGGGGAAAUUGAGGGAGAAAAGAACAUUGCAAAUUUUUCAACUCCAAUCAGUGACCUUCAAAAAAAGAUAAAUGAAGUCUUCGACAAAAUUCAACUAAUUGUUCCCAAUGCAACAUUUACCUACUUAAAUAGAACUACAAAUGGGCAAAAGAGCAAGAUUUUUAUUGCAAGCCCGAGACAAAAAUAUUGCAUAGGAGAAGAGUUUGUGGUUCAAAUUGACAUGUAUGAUCACCUAGGAAGAAGGAAAGAAUAUGGAGGGGACUUCAUUAGGGCACGUAUUUUUUCUGAUGAACGCAAAGCCAGUGUAUGUGGAAGAGUGGAAGACUUUAAUAAUGGGAGCUACCAUGUGUCUUUCCCUUUGUACUGGGAGGGCCAGGUCAAGGUGUCUGCCAAGUUGUUUCAUCCCAGUGAAGGUAUUUCAGCUCUCUGGAGAGCUAGACAUGCCAGUCUUGGAGUUCUUGGCUUUGAAGGCAAAUUUGUUAGUCGUAACCAAGAAGCCACCACUAAAUGUGGUUUUAAACUCAACACAGACAAGGAGGUUUGUGAAUAUGUAGAUCCAGAUGAUGAGAAUGCAUUCUACUGUAUCAAGCCUGAGAAGUUACCAUGUGGCUCUCUACAUGACAUGAAAUCAUUUGACAUUCAUCUCUCAUACUUGAGCAAGGAGGAACAACAGAUGUUUAAGAGGUCCAAUAUUGGAGUUGAAAUACCAACACAUUUCAAGUUCAUAGAUGUCGCAAUUAUACAAAGUAAAGCCUUAAGCCUAUUAAAUGACCUGAAGGCUAAGAAAGGUGAGGCAGCAAAGGAUGGUGGAUGGUUUGAUAGGUUUAAGAAGAGGUCUAACUUACAUAACAUCAAAGUACAAAGAGAGGCAGCUGCUGCAGAAACUGAGGCUGCAGAAAGCUAUCCAAGUGAUUUUGCAAAAAUUAUUGAAGAUAGAGGCUACUCCAUGGAUCAUAUUUUUAAUGUGGAUGAAAAUGGUCUAUUCUGGAAGAAGAUGCCUGCAAGAACCUUCAUUGCAAGACAGGAAAAAUCAAUGCCAGGCUACAAGCCAGCUAAAGAUAGAAUAACCCUUCUAUUAGGUGGCAAUGCUUCUGAAAUCUACAGAGAAAAGAAGAGAGCUACACUUCAUACCUCCAUAGAGACUUACUUUUCUAAAAGUCCAUCAGCACACAGAUCAUCAUCAUCAACAGACAGUCAUUUUGAUCCAGAUCAUCCACAUCAACUGACAGUCCAUUCCAGCUCUGACAUCACCACCCAGUCCUGCUCCUUUCUUAUUGCUACUAUUCGCCAGCAAGAAAGCGUCUCGCCUUUGAAGAGUUUGAUUUGUGAAACAGAAGAUACCAUGGAAACCAAUUCAAAACCAAAAUGUCAGACAGGAAUGAGCCUCUCCUUCCCCAGUGGAUAUUUUUUGAAUGAUCUCUGGAUCCCUGUUUAUUGUAAUUUGACUCCUUAUCGAAAUGGGGAGGAUUAUAUUAGAUGUCUUCAGGGGAAGAAGCUGUUCCUUAUAGGGGACUCCACAAUACGUCAGUUUAUCAUGCACUUUACUGAAGGCAAUAACAUAGUAAAGUAUUUUGGAUACCGUGGAAAAGGAUUUAGCCAAUGGCAAAAUACCCUACUGGCGUUAAACAUGGAGAAAGAUAUUUAUGUGUCCUUCAAAAGACAUGGAUUCCCACUGGAAAGUUCCAUGUUCUACUACUUCCAAGAGGAUAUGUACACAAGCCGUCAAAUUGACAUGCAAGGUGGGGGGAAAGAUACCAUAAUCAUGAUUACCAUGGGACAGCACUUCAGACAGUUUCCUCUUCACCUGUUCAUCAAACGAGCCAUUAAUAUACGCAGAGCUAUAGAACGCCUGUUCCUCAGGAGCCCAGACACCAAAGUAAUCAUCAAAACAGAAAACAUCAGAGAAAUAACCAAUAUGGUGGAAAGACUUGGAGACUUCCAUGGAUACUGCCAAUAUCUUGUGCUUAGGGAAGUUUUCAAAGGACUAGAUGUUGGUUUUGUGGAUGCCUGGGAUAUGAGUGUUUCAUCAGGUAUUGAAAAUGUUCAUCCUCCUGGAAAAUUACUUGAAAAUAUUAUGAGUCUGAGUUUCACAUUUGCGUGUUUGUAA
This is a messenger RNA of Bombina bombina (fire-bellied toad), 2418 nucleotides long. RefSeq names its product NXPE family member 4-like. NCBI's taxonomy places the organism in Eukaryota, Metazoa, Chordata, Amphibia, Anura, Bombinatoridae. The record is from RefSeq and is a predicted model, not a curated record.